This is a messenger RNA of Maniola jurtina (meadow brown), 375 nucleotides long. RefSeq lists its product as uncharacterized. Bases 14 to 265 code for a protein of 83 amino acids. The transcript is spliced from 3 exons. The record is from RefSeq and is a predicted model, not a curated record. NCBI's taxonomy places the organism in Eukaryota, Metazoa, Arthropoda, Insecta, Lepidoptera, Nymphalidae.
UGAGGCAACCAUCAUGUUUGGAAGCUCGCAGGUCGUAUUCCUGUUCUGUGUCGGCAGUCUACUGCUAGUGAGCGAGGCGCGGCCGAACCCCGACAGCGCGGGACACGCCCCACUUCCCGGACCUGGACUUUCUUAUGGCGGCAUACCAUACGGCAGCGUGAGCGGCAACGUAGCGGAGUAUUUCAGGGGGCGGCCAUCUGUCGGCCGCGGUGGUGCACUACGUAGCACGGACUUCGACUACGCACCCAUCGAACAGUACCUAUAAUAGAUGGCGCCACACGCUACCAAUGUUAAAUAAUGCUAAUUAUUAAUUUAUUGAUCGUUUCAGUUGUUUAAGUGUUUUAGUAAUAAUUUUUUAUAUAAAUAAAUAUUUUA